AUGCAUACCAUACUAAAGAAUAACAAGGGCUUCUGCAUAAAUAUAAACACAAAUCACCCAUUUAAAAAUCAAGUAUUAUUAUUUGGAACUUGUGCUAAAGUGGAAACUGUUAAAUUUUUUGAUAUAGAAAGGUUUUUAGGAUUGUGGUACGAAAUAGAAAGAUUUCCAGCGUGGUACGAAGGUUUCGGACAUUGUGCAUACAAACGAUUUCAAGCAUGUGGUAGAAGAAUUGAAAUAGAACAUAGCUUCGUCAGAAAUGACAUACAUUAUAUACUACAUGUUAACAGCACAUAUGCACCAGGAAAUGAUGCUAUAUUUAAAUUUAAAAAGAAUAAUAUAGAUCCUCUGAGUAUACCAUUAUCAAUACUUGCAACGGACUACACAAACUACGCAGUGGUAUACGGAUGCAAGAAUAAUGAGACGUUAGAUAUAAAAUACAUUUCAGCUUGGAUAUUAUCAAGAGAAAAAAAAUUAUCCCCUGAAAUUCUGGAGACAGCGUAUCGAGAGAUAAAUUCAAUACCGUACGCUAGUACAGUUUAUUUAGAACAGGUGCUUCAAAAUGAAGAAAAAUGUGUACACCAUUGGACAGCUCACGUACACGCGGAAGAUGUUAUUGAUGAAGAAGACGAUGAAUUGUAAAUAAUAGUAAUAAAUAACUCCUAAAUGUAUCUCAAUUUAACAAGCAUCUCUCGUGCGUUCCCGCUAUUCGUUUGCCUCCUACUGUUAUUAAAAAAAUAAAAAGAGGUUCUGGCACACCUCUGAGUGAACACAUAAUUGGAAUUUAUUUAAAAUAUUAAGCAUAAACUGAAGAGAUGUGUUAUUUGUAUACGAUGACGAGCUAUUUAUGUGCAUCUACAAUAUGCAAUUAGUUGAUCUUAUUAUGGUUUAA
Papilio machaon (common yellow swallowtail) is the source of this 889-nucleotide messenger RNA. RefSeq names its product lopap. Lineage: Eukaryota; Metazoa; Arthropoda; Insecta; Lepidoptera; Papilionidae. Gene Ontology annotation, molecular function: pigment binding. The transcript has 5 exons. The coding region runs from base 1 to 639 and encodes 212 amino acids. The record is from RefSeq and is a predicted model, not a curated record.